Vicugna pacos (alpaca) is the source of this 10538-nucleotide messenger RNA. Lineage: Eukaryota; Metazoa; Chordata; Mammalia; Artiodactyla; Camelidae. The record is from RefSeq and is a predicted model, not a curated record.
UUGUUUUGUUUUGCUUUUUCAGAAAUGUUCUUUGGGGGCCAGAGUCUGGGUAUCUAUGAGUGCAGAUCCUCACCCAUUCUCAAAUAAGCCCAGGAAUCUCGACUGAGAGGAUUACUUCUCUUUAGGCUGUUACCCUCAGGUACAGAAUGAGCACAUGUUGUUGGUGUACGCCUGGUGGUGUUUCCACCAUUGACUUCCUACAGCGCUAUGCAUCCAGGAUCCACUCCAGUGAAUUUCAGACAGCCAACGAAGACCUCUGCUACUGCUUAGAGUGUGUGGCUGAAUAUCACAAAGCAAGGGACGAAUUGCCACACUUACAUGAGAUUUUAUGGGAAUUAGAAACCUUACGUCUCAUAAACCACUUUGAAAAAUCCAUGACGGCAGAAAUGGGAGACGACGACGUGUACAUAGUAGACAACAAUGGGGAGGCACAGCUGUUCGACUUCACUGGCCAAGACUUCGAAAAUAAGCUGCGAGUUCCUCUUCUCGAAAUACUGAAGUAUCCUUAUCUGCUUUUACAUGAGCGUGUUAAUGAAUUAUGUGUUGAAGCACUUUGCCGAAUGGAACAAGCUAAUUGCUCCUUUCAGGUUUUUGACAAACAUCCAGGGAUCUAUUUGUUUUUGGUCCAUCCCAAUGAAAUGGUUCGGCGUUGGGCUAUCCUGACUGCAAGAAACUUGGGGAAAGUGGACAGAGAUGAUUAUUAUGACUUACAGGAGGUUUUGACUUGCCUUUUUAAAGUCAUUGAGUUGGGGCUUUUAGAAAGUCCAGAUAUUUAUACUUCUUCUGUCCUUGAGAAGGGUAAACUGAUUCUUCUGCCCUCACACAUGUAUGAUACUACCAACUACAAAAACUAUUGGUUAGGUAUUUGCAUGUUGCUGACCAUUCUCGAGGAGCAAGCCAUGGAUUCACUGUUGUUGGGGUCAGACAAACAAAAUGAUUUUAUGCAGUCAAUACUUCACACCAUGGAAAGGCAAUCAGAUGAUGAUAGUGUGGAUCCUUUCUGGCCAGCUUUACACUGUUUCAUGGUGAUUCUGGAUCGCCUUGGAUCUAAGGUCUGGGGUCAACUUAUUGAUCCUAUAGAGGCAUUUCAAACCAUUAUCAACAAUACAAGCUACAAUAAAGAGAUCCAAAAUAUACGGAACAGCUCUGUGAGGGCCAAGUUAGAACCAGAGUCGUAUUUUGAUGAUAUGGUGACUUGCAGCCAGAUUGUGUACAAUUAUAAUCCUGAAAAGGCCAAAAAGGAUUCAGGAUGGAGAUCAGCCAUUUGCACAGAUUAUUGUCCUAACAUGUAUGAAGAAAUGGAAACAUUAGCCAGUGUGCUUCAGUCAGAUAUUGGUCAAGACAUGCGUGUUCAUAACAGCACAUUUCUGUGGUUCAUCCCUUUUGUUCAGUCCCUCAUGGAUCUGAAGGAUUUGGGUGUGGCUUACAUAGUGGAGGUUAUUCAUCAUCUGCAUUCUGAAGUCAAAGAUGUCCUCAACCAACCAGAUGCCAUGUGUGACAAAGUCACUGAGUUUUUUCUUCUGAUUUUGAUAUCAGUGAUUGAACUUCAUAGGAAUAAAAAAUGUUUGCAUUUGCUGUGGGUUAGUUCCCAGCAGUGGGUGGAAGCCGUUGUAAAGUGUGCCAAGCUUCCCACCAGUGCGUUUGCACGGAGUUCUGAGAAGUCAUCGGGAAAUUGCUCCAAAGGAAUGGGAAUGAUAUCGUCUCUGUCAUUGCAUUCAAUGCCAUCUAACUCUGUGCAGCUGGCUUGUGUGCAGCUGAUUAGAAGUCUCCUUAAAGAGGGUUAUCAGCUUGGGCAGCAAACUCUGUGUAAGCGAUUCUGGGAUAAGCUCAACUUAUUCCUGCGAGGAAAUUUAUCUUUAGGUUGGCAGUUGACCAGUCAGGAAACCCAUGAGUUACAGGCUUGUUUAAAGCAAAUUAUCAGAAACAUAAAAUUCAAAGUACCUCAGAGUAGCGCUUUCAUGGAUCUGAGUCCUCUGUGUAAAACCCCUCUUGUAUCUUGUAAAGAAGAAAGUGAACUGUUAGGGAAGAAAUCUAAAAAGGACAUGAACAGCCCAACAUUUUCUAAACAACCAAUGAAAGCUGAGACACAUCAACUGCAAGCAAGUAUUUUGAGCAAAGCAAAUAAUGAGCAAAACCACAUAAAAGAUCUGAAACUAGACCACCUCUCAGCUGAGCCUUGUUUAAAGCAGAGAAGUAAAAACAUCACUGAAAGAGCUCAAGACCAAAUGAAAGUAAGUACAGGGAAGUGUAAGUCUGUAAAAGAGAAUGCCUCAUGUACACCGCAGAAUUGUACUUCAAGAAAUGGUCCAGAAAGGGUAUUUGACAGAGGAAUAAUAAUGUUGACUGAUUCUAGCACUGAUUCUCUGGAAAAGGUGUCCACAUCAAAUGAGGAUUUCUCUUUAAAGGAUGAUGCUCUGGGCAAAACCUCAAAAACAAAAACUAAGACACAGAAAGAUGAAAUCUGUGCUAAGUUAUCACAUGUAAUAAAAAAGCCACACCGGAAAAGUUCCGUGGUCAGCAGUGCUGUCAGUUUAGAGGAAAACCUGCCUGUAUCUAGCAUUGAGAGUUUCUAUUCAAGGAAAGAUCUAGGUCAGAAAGGAGAUGGCUUCAUGCAUAACCUCUCUUUGGACGCUAAUGGUAUUCUGGACGAGAAAAAUGGAGAACAAAAGUCAAACAGUUUAUUGCUGAAAAAGAAACAAAUAAAGAAGGAAGAGUUGGAUACCCCUGAAAACAGCUGUCAAAUACAGGAGUGUCAUGUUGGUGAUAAGAAUUUGUUUGCAGAAAUGCCCAAUACUAUUGUGAAGAAAACACCUUUUAAAGAUCCUGUGACUGUACUUGAAACAAGAGGUAAGGAUAUUAGCAAGUGUACCGACCAGGUUUCUUCUGCUUUGAGAGAACUGCCCCCUAGCAUCAGUCCUAAGUCUGACAUCUUAACAGAUUCUCAGAUAGACAGAGACCUCCACAACUUAUCUCUAAUAGCUCAAGCCAGUGUUACUAAGUUCCCAUCAGAUUUGACCCAAACAAGUUCAUCCCAGCUACAAAGAAAAGUAAAAGAUGAUAAAAGAUGUUUCACAGCUAACCAAAAUAAUGGGAAAACCUGCCGUGGGCAUGUUAUUAUUAUCUCAGAUUCUGAUGAUGAUGAUGAUGAUGAUGAAAGAAUUCUGGGUUUUGAGAAACUCAUUAAACAGGAUGAACUGUGCAUUGGGAAGGCCUGUCCAGAGCAGCAUACUUCAGUAGCUGAUAUGAAUGUGAAACAGAAGGUGAUCAAGGAAGAAAAGACAAAGUCCCUGUUGGAGUUUGAGGAAUCUGAUUCUCAGUUUUUUGAGUUUGAAAGUCCAUUUGAAAUGUUUUCAGUUUGGCAAGAUCAGAAACCAGACAACAACAGUUCAUUUCAAGAGGGUGAAAAAAAUUCAUGCUUGACUCAUAUAGGUGAUACCACAAAUGACUGGGGUUAUGAUACAGAUUGUGUGUCUGGAGAGGUCAUUAAAAAAGUAGCAGAGGGUGUCGAGGAACAAGCAGAACCACAGAGGAGGAGUAUUUCUGUUGAAGAGUUUUGUGAAAUUGAGGUAAAAAAAACCAAGAGAAAACGAUAUGAAAAGCCUAUGGCUGAAGAUCAUCUAAGGCCUUCUUCUGUCAGAAGUAAGGACCACUCUGAUCUUAACGAGAGAGAGCUAACUGAAGAUGAUGUAAAAAGUGCAGAUGUAAGGACCACAGCUCCCAGUUCAAGUAUUCAGAGACCCACCGCGGCGUCCCUAAAGAAGUCCCCUCCAAAGCUUCGCACUUGCUCCAAACCUGUUCGGAAAGUCUCACUUUCUAAAACUCCUAAGAAGACACAUUCAGAUACCAAAAAAGGGCAGAAUAAAAGUUCAAGUUACAUAAGCUGUCGAACAACUCCCGCUGUUGUGCCACCAAAGAAAUUUCGCCAGUGUCCAGAACCAACUUCAACGGUUGAGAAACUUGGUCUGAAAAAGGCUCCUCGUAGGGCAUUUGAGUUGUCUCAGCGAUCUUUAGACUCUAUAUCUCGGUUACGUGACUAUGGCAAAACUGUUGGAGUAGUCGAUACCCGGAAAAAGGCUAAAUUAAUUUCUCCUCAAACUCUGUCUGUCAGAAAUAAUAAGAAAUUGCUGACGAGUCAAGACCUUCAGUUGCGAAGGCAGAUGAGACCCAAAUUGCAACAAAAUAGGCAAAGACUCCUUGACUGUGAAAGUACAGUUACUCCAAGAGCAGGGCCGCACGCAGCACAGGAUUCUGACACAUUUGUACCGGAGUCCGAUAGGUCAGAUUAUAGUCAUAAAGGGGUAUCUGAGGUAGCUGCUAACAAUAAUGAAAAACAGUUAAAAUGUGUGUCUUCUGAAACAGAACCCACGAAAGCAAAAGACGUUUCUGAGGUAACUGAUGAUCCUUGUCUCUUGAACUGGUGCAGUUCUGUAGUGUGGAAUGGAAGAAUACCAACGAGUGAAGUCAUUGUCUCUACUUCAGAGGACCCUUUAGGUGGAGGUGACCUAACAGUACAUCAUUUAGAGGUGGCAUCUUUGAAAGAGGGAGAGCCUGAAUCCAGCAGCGAUAUAGAGGGAGAUGAUAUAUUUCUAACACAGCGUGAUCCUGAAGAUAUGGAUUUAUGUUCACAAAUGGAGAAAGAGAAUGAUAACCUCAUUGAAGUAGUUCAUGGAAAAGACACAGUUCAGGUAGAAGAAGUUUCCACCAGUCGGCCUCAGUUGGAAUCUGUGAGUAGCACAAAAUGUAAGUAUAAAGAUUGUGUUGAAACUCUGAAAAACCAGGGUGAAUACUGCUCAAAACACUCAGAAGCUAAAGCAGCAGAUGAAGAUGUAUUUCGUAAACCUGGCUUGCCUCUCUCUGUGUCUAAACCUUCCAGACCCUCCACUACUAAGAUUUUUAGCUCAAGUAGUACUUCGCGAAUUGCUAAUCUUUCCAAGUCUUUGGAGAAUACCUCAGCACUUCCACCAGCUCUAAAAAAGUCAACUGGGAUACAGUCUGUUUUGAAAGUACCACAGCCGACUUCUCUGGUGUCUCAGAAGCCAAUGGGUGAAGUGAAGAGUACAUGCAACAUCCUUCAUCCUCAGACUCCAAAUAAUUCCAGCAGGCAAGGUUACAAAGUUCCACUUGGUGAAAGCAAAUCUUUUCCGGUCUCCUCUCCAGUAAACAUCUUGUCAUCACAGUCCGUCUCUGACACCUUCGUUAAAGAGGUCUUAAAAUGGAAGUACGACAUGUUCAUGAACUUUGAUCAGUAUGGGCCCCCGUCAAGUCUUUGUCAGUCCAUCGCAAGACACGUGCCUGUCAGAUUCCAAGACUGUGGAGAUUAUUUUAAUGUUUUUUUCCCUUUGAUGAUAUUGAAUACUUUUGAAACAGUGGCACAGGAAUGGAUCAGCUCUCCCAAUAAAGAGAAAUUCCAUCAGUUGCAAUUACGAAAAUUUCCUGCUGAUUAUAAAAAAUACUGGGAGUUUGUGGUUUAUCUUGAGGAAUGUGAACUAGCUAAACAGCUUCAUCCAAAGGAAAAUGAUUUGGUGUUCUUGGUUCCCGAAAGACUAAAUGAAGAGAAGAAGGAUCUACAGAGAAACUUUGUGCUGGAUCCCCACGAAUAUCACUGUGGUUAUGUUCAUAAAUUUCGCCGCACUUCAGUCAUGCGUAAUGGGAAGUCUGAGUGUUCCGUUUCCAUCCAGACUCAAGAUAACUUACCAGUCAGUUUAAGUGAAUUCGUGAAAUGUAUUGUAAUUAGCUCUCUGGUAACGACACAAAGGAAGUUGAAAGCCAUGUCUUUGCUGAGUGGUCGGAACCAACUGGCCAGAGCCGUUCUGAAUCCAAACCCCAUGGACUUCUGUACAAAAGAUUUACUAACUACAACAUCUGAGAGAAUUAUCGCCUACUUAAGAGAUUUCAACGAAGACCAAAAGAAAGCAAUAGAAACUGCAUAUGCCAUGGUGAGACACUCCCCAUCGGUUGCCAAGAUCUGUCUGAUUCAUGGACCACCUGGCACAGGAAAGUCAAAAACCAUUGUCGGCCUCCUGUACCGCUUACUGACAGAGAGGAGGGGACACUCAGAUGAAAACUCCAAUGCCAAGAUCAAACAAAACCGUGUCCUUGUGUGCGCGCCUUCCAAUGCAGCUGUUGAUGAACUCAUGAAAAAAAUCAUCCUCGAAUUCAAAGAAAAAUGUAAAGACAAGAAGAAUCCUUUGGGAAACUGUGGAGAUAUAAAUUUAGUACGUCUGGGUCCAGAGAAGUCUAUUAAUAAUGAGGUCCUAAAAUUCAGUUUGGACAGCCAGGUUAACCACCGAAUGAAGAAAGAGUUACCUUCCCAUGUUCAGGAGAUGCACAGAAGGAAGGAAUAUCUAGACCGUCAGCUGGAUGAGCUUUCCCGCCGGCGUGCGUUAUGCCGAGGGGGGCGGGAAGUACAGAGGCAAGAAUUAGAUGAAAAAAUUGCCGAAGUUUCAAAAGAAAGGCAGGAACUUGCUUCUAAAAUUAAAGAGGUUCAAGGACGCCCACAGAAAACACAGAGCAUCAUCAUUUUGGAGUCCCACAUCAUCUGCUGCACGCUGAGUACGAGCGGUGGUUUACUGCUCGAGUCUGCUUUUCGUGGCCAAGGGGGUGUCCCCUUCAGUUGUGUCAUUGUCGAUGAGGCUGGGCAGUCUUGUGAAGUUGAAACGCUUACUCCACUCAUCCAUCGUUGCAACAAGCUUAUCCUUGUAGGAGAUCCUAAACAGCUCCCUCCCACAGUCAUCUCUAUGAAGGCACAGGAGUAUGGCUACGACCAGUCGAUGAUGGCCCGCUUCUACAAGCUGCUGGAGGAGAACGUGGAGCACAACAUGGUGGGCAGGCUGCCCGUGCUGCAGCUGACUGUUCAGUACAGGAUGCAUCCCGACAUAUGUCUCUUCCCGUCUAAUUACGUUUACAACAGAAACUUGAAGACAAACAGACUGACAGAGACCAAUCGGUGUUCGUCAGACUGGCCAUUUCAGCCCUACCUCGUGUUUGAUGUUGGGGAUGGUUCAGAAAGACGGGAUAAUGACUCAUAUGUAAAUGUUCAAGAAAUAAAACUGGUAAUGGAACUAAUUAAACUUAUUAAAGACAAAAGAAGGGAUGUUACUUUCCGAAACAUUGGCAUAAUAACCCAUUACAAGGCCCAGAAGACGAUGAUUCAGAAGGAUUUGGACAAAGAGUUUGAUAGAAAAGGGCCAGCGGAAGUCGAUACCGUGGAUGCGUUCCAGGGUCGUCAGAAAGACUGUGUUAUUGUUACCUGUGUCAGAGCAAAUGCCAUGCAGGGCUCAAUUGGAUUCCUGGCAAGUUUGCAGAGAUUGAAUGUCACCAUCACACGAGCCAAGUACAGCCUUUUCAUCCUCGGACAUUUGAGGACCCUGAUGGAAAAUCAGCAUUGGAAUCACCUGAUUCAGGAUGCGCAGAAGCGGGGUGCCAUUAUUAAGACUUGCGACAAAAACUAUAGACAUGAUGCAAUGAAGAUCCUGAAACUCAAGCCCAUGCUGCAGAGAAGUCUGACUCACCCUCCUGCCGUCUCCCCAGAGGCAUCCAGACCCCAGGGUGGCUUGCCCAGCAGCAAGCUAGACAGUGAGUUUGCCAAGACAUCUUUUACUUCUUCUGUAUACCUCUCACCCUCUGACUCCAAAGAAGCCACUGUUACUGCAAAGGACCCUGAAAGGCCAUCUAUUCAGGACCGGCUUCGGGACCCACGACUGCUGAGGCGGUUUGGCUUGAUCCCUGAAGCCAAAGAGCAGUGUCUCUGGGAGCCGCAGCCCCCCAGCCCCCAGCCUCCUGGAGCAGCGCCUCCCUCAGGAGAGCCGGGCUCCCCUGGCAGCCACCAGGGUCCGGCUGGUACGGGGCAGCAGUCCGCCGCCAAAGGGGCCGCUCCGAGCAACCACAGACCUCACGCGCAGUGCGACCCUCCAGCUGCUAGUGCUGACGCUCCCACGAGUAAAAGAAAAUGUGACCAGGAAGAGGGGCUCAGCCACAGAAGAGAGACCAGGGCUUUCAGUGAAGGGGAUCAAGAGAGGUGUGGCUCUGGGAGCCAUCAUCCAAAGAGGAACUCGGGCUUGGAUGAGAGGGGACUGGAGAAGGAGGACAGUAGCUUGAAGAGGAGGAGGCUGCUGUAGUAAAGCCAGAUGACGGGGACUGCAGCCACGAGUGUUGCUGCUAAUGGGGCUGUCCAGUUCCGAUGCUUUUUUUCCCUUAAAGGAGUUUGUGUGCUGUUGGAAAACAUGGAGAACGUGCCCUAACACGUGUGCCUCUUGGUCAUCUCCAGUGCUUUAUGUCAGUUGCAGAAGUUUUCAGAGGGCGUUUGUGUAUCGGUAAUAAUGUCCUUGAAGUCGGAGACUUGAAGCGUUGAUCUCUUGUUCUUCCAUAGAAAAAGGAGGUCAGACUGGAGUGAAUGUUGUAAAAGUUGAAAUGUAUAUUUGUAUAGCAAAUAACAAAAAUCCUUUUAAAAUUUAAUCUGGUAGACCGCUUUUCUUUCCCCUGCUUAAAAUGUUAAUCAUUUUCAACAGAACAAGCCUUAUAUUUAAAAAAGAAAAAAGAUAGGAGGGCAGGUUCUUUCAACCAUUGUUGUGGCAAAACAUCUCUUUAACAGCCCGAGUAGUUUGGAGCGAGCUGAGUUAGUGCCAAUGGGUCACGUGUCUCUAGUUCUACUUUUAAAAAAAACCUGGAGUCUCCUGGGGGAGCCUUGGAGGGGCAAAGUUACGUUAGGUGAAGUCCCACGGGUGUCCAUUUUCAGACGAGGCGCCUUGGCACAGGAUAUUACAUUUCUGUGAUGAGGUCAGCUGCUCGUUUAGUAAGCAUAUAGUUCUCCAGCUAACAUUAGUGUUCUUUUGGAAUAGAAAUGAAAGAAUAAUUCUUGAAAUAUCAUUCAAAUGCCCCCAACAUAUUGUGAGUUUCCUGUAACUAGUGGAUUACAAAGCCAGUGGGUGCCAAGUGCUGGAUUGGUGCUGGGUGUCUCUGUAAGAACCAGCUCAGGUGGCUUGUGAGAACUUGCUGAUUGCCAAGAGAACCCACCGAAUUAGUUUUGGGUGGAGCCUUGAAAGCUGGAUGUUAAACAUCUUCCCAAGGAUUCUGGUCACCAGGCAGCUUGGGAACCAGGAAGACAGGCCAGAUGUAAUAUUUUAUGCAGGAGAGAAACAUCCUUUUAGAAGAGAAGGAUGAAAGAGGAGGGCAGAUACCUGGAGUUCAGAACCAGGAGGAGAGUUGACAGAUUUUCUUUGAUUUUUGGAAACCAUCUUAAUUGAUGAAAAUACACUGCUGUUGUAGACUCUGGUUAAAGGGGAUUGUACUUCUGCAACAGGACAGUGGCCGUGAUGAGUAGGGAUUUAGAAGACUUGGACAAGGGCAGGGCUGCCUCAUUGCUAAGUCCAGUUUUCCAAGCACACACAUGAUGAAUUGGAAGCCUCCCAGGCACGAGGAUGUGCAUUAGUAAGGGGACAGCUGUCAGAACUAGUGCUUUGCAGUGAGUGCUUCCCAACCCUGAGCUCAUCUGGGGAGGAAACCAAAUCCCUAAAAAAUGUGCACUAUUUGAAACAUUUCUGUCACCUGCUUUAUAAGCAAAAAGGGCUUGUGUUAAUCAGAAAUUCAGGCUCAGGCGGUCUCCUCUGUCGUGACACCAGCCCCUCCCCCUGGGAGUGAACACCCCUGUCACCUGGGGAGCCCGCGUUCUGUCCCCACAGGCAGCCCCUGCUCCGUGUUCAUGGGCCUGGAGCUCGUCCUUGGCCGUUCUGGGGCGAGGGGAGCCCCACUCUGAGUCAAGGACUUCCAUAAGCUUCCUGCUUGGCCUUUGGCGAGAAAUCUCAUUGUUACCCUAAGUUUACUUCCCUGCUGUCUUGGUAAAAUGCUUGAUUUAGCAGAUACUUGUAGUGGUGACAAUUUAUAGACUGAGUAAAAACGGUAAACUUGUUGACAAGCAGCUGGGGUCAAGACUGCUCCCCUUGCUCGUACGACACACCGAUUAAGACAUGCGUCCCCCCCUCGCCCGUCCCCGUGCGUACUUGGCCGCCACAUCUGAACGACAUCGCGUCCAGUUAAGUUUGAUUCCUGUUCUCACCCACUGGUUUCCCGCUCACCUCCUGGGAUGACGCGGAAAUCAGUAGACGGUGUAAUCCCUUCUAGUGCGCACGCCCGGGUCCUGACACUGCAGCUGAAACUGUCUGUGGUUCCAGUCAGGAUGCGUCCGUGCAUUAAGUGUUCCGCGUGCCCAGCGUGGCCCGCCUGCACGUGGCUGUCCCGGCCGUGCUGUUGGCUGGCGGUUCAUCUCACUGCGGGUGAAAAACACGGCCGAUGGUUUCAUCCUCGCCGUGGCGUUAUAAGAAAAGUGCCCUGUGUUCUUUCAAAAUGAGUUCUUUCAACAUGAAUGUAUGCUACUUAAUAACUUGUUUUGCUUCUCUGUAUAUAAUUUGCCUUGGGUUUACUGUGCACGACUUACUUAGUUCUGUUUUCAUGUGUUACCAGGAGCAAAUCUGCUAAGUACGUGUGAGUAGCCUCCUGUAAAUGAGUUUUAUAACAAAGUUGUACUAAACUAUUUUCUGAAGUUA